UAAGUCUCUGGGAGACAUGGAGCCCAGGAGGGCGGCGCCUGGGGCGCCUGGCUGGGGGUCUCGGGAGGCCGCGGGGUCGGGAACGGCCGCGGAGCUUGUGUACCAUCUAGCUGGGGCCCUGGGCACUGAGCUGCAGGAUCUGGCGCGCCGUUUUGGACCGGAGGCGGCGGCCGGGCUGGUGCCGCUAGUGGUGCCAGCGCUGGAGCUCUUGGAACAGGCUGCCGUGGGGCCCGCCCCGGACUCGCUGCAGGUGUCGGCGCAGCAAGCGGAGCAGGAGCUGCGGCGGCUGCGGGAGGAGAACGAGCGCCUCCGCAGGGAGCUGCGCGCGGGGCCACAGGAGGAGCGCGCGCUGCUGCGGCAGCUCAAGGAGGUCACGGACCGACAGCGUGACGAACUCCGGGCGCACAACUGCGACCUGCGGCAGCGCGGCCAGGAGACCGAGGCGUUGCAGGAGCAGCUGCAGCGCCUCCUGCUGGUGAACGCUGAGCUGCGGCACAAGCUGGCGGCAGUGCAGACCCAGCUGCGCGCCGCGCAGGACCGCGAGAGGGAGCUCCAGCAGCCUGGCGAAGCUGCGACUCCGCAGGCUAAAGAGCGAGCGCGGGGGCAGGCCGGGCGGCCCAGGCACCAGUACGGACAGGAGCCCGAAUGGGCGACCACCGGCGCAGGCGCCCCGGGGAACCCUGAGGACCCGGCAGAGGCUGCACAGCAGCUGGGGUGCCCCUCGGAGGCAGGGCAGUGCCGCUUCAGUCGGGAGGAGUUUGAGCAGAUCCUUCAGGAGAGGAAUGAACUCAAAGCCAAAGUGUUCCUGCUCAAGGAGGAGCUGGCCUACUUCCAGCGGGAGCUGCUCACAGACCACCGGGUCCCCGGCCUUCUGCUUGAGGCCAUGAAGGUGGCUGUCCGGAAGCAGCGGAAGAAGAUCAAGGCCAAGAUGUUAGGGACACCAGAGGAAGCAGAGAGCAGCUUUGGUCUAUGGUAUCGGGGUAAAGCCGAAUCCUCUGAGGAUGAGACCAGCAGCCCUGCACCCAGCAAGCUAGGGGGAGAAGAGGAGGCCCAACCACAGUCGCCAGCUCCUGAUCCGCCCUGUUCUGCCCUCCACGAACACCUUUGUCUGGGGGCCUCAGCCGCCCCAGAGGCCUGACUUAGGGGUCUGGCUGUGGAAGGAUGCGUGGUCUCAAAUGAGGACAGGGCUCCCGCCUUCGCAGCCCUCGCCAGGGGUCUGCCCCAAUCCUGGCCUGCACCAGGGCAGGACGGGGGCUCAGCCUGCCUCCCACUCUACGUCUGUACCGAGCCUCUGGGGCCAGAUACAAGAGUGCCUCUCUGCGUCUCAGUUUCCCCAUCCGUGAAAUGAGAGCUGACUGCCUAGCUCCCAGGGCUUUGUGCAGACGGCCUGAGCUCAUGUAAUAAAGAACUGCCCGUAAUACACAGAAA
This is a messenger RNA of Symphalangus syndactylus (siamang), 1428 nucleotides long. RefSeq names its product rab-interacting lysosomal protein-like. Gene Ontology annotation, molecular function: dynein light intermediate chain binding; small GTPase binding; protein dimerization activity. Gene Ontology annotation, biological process: cilium assembly; early endosome to late endosome transport. Gene Ontology annotation, cellular component: lysosome; cytoplasm; ciliary basal body. Lineage: Eukaryota; Metazoa; Chordata; Mammalia; Primates; Hylobatidae. The record is from RefSeq and is a predicted model, not a curated record.